Molecule: messenger RNA, 968 nt
Organism: Adelges cooleyi (spruce gall adelgid)
Lineage: Eukaryota; Metazoa; Arthropoda; Insecta; Hemiptera; Adelgidae
Exons: 5
Coding region: 85-852 (255 amino acids)
Source: RefSeq, a predicted model, not a curated record
AUCAGUUCUCAGUAAAAAAGGCAUUCGAAAUCAUUCGUUUCGUUUUACAGAUUGACUGCAGUUUAGAGUUUACAAUAUCAUACAAUGCUCUUUAAAAUCUCUAUUUUAUUACUAUCUAUUAACUUAACUGUUAAUACUGUGUCAGGCCAAACUGAAGAUGAAAUUCUCAGAGAUUUGUACGAAAAUUGCAGAAUGUGGUCAAAUACACCUCCGGGUGAAAACAUUUCACAGCUUCACUUUUUAUACUAUAUAGGAAAAAGCACACGCGACUUUGCUAGAUUAAUAACGUACAUCCCUACAGACGGCAAUAGGGCAUUUCCAGAUCUAGAUUUAGAACAAUUUACUAUACUUUUUAAACAAAUAUGUAGCGAACGUGGUGUUUUUGUAAAAGACUGGGCAGCAUCUAGGAAAUUUUUAGCGUCAUCAAGGACAAUACAAGAAGUUGCACAUUCACAACCAGAACAUACUGAUAACGAAGAUGAAGAAAAAGCUCUAAAAGAUUCGUUCGAUGAUUGUAGAAAAUGGCUGUCCAGAGGUUCGUCCGAACCUCUAGAUACAAAUAUUGAUUUAAGUGGGUUUUGUUGGUACAUGGGAAUAAAUGAUAAUACAGUAUUAAAUGAUUACUUCAAAAACAAUCAACAUGCCCGUGAGAGAAUGGAAUAUAAUUAUCGGAAUAAUCUUAAUUUAAAUCAAGGUCCUAUAGAUUUUACACUGUAUUGUGGAGUUUUUAGACACAUAUGCAGCAUUAAUGGCGAUUCUCUAGAAGAUUUGAUAGCGCGUAGAAAAAAUGAAGCAGCAGCAAGGACAGUACAUGAGUAUAUUAUGUCGUUAUCUCCUGAGGAACGUGAUUAGCUUGUCAAAAAUGAAGGAUACAAGAAGGCAAAAUAAAUAAUUUUUCAUAAUCUAAUAACAAUAUGUUAAUAAUGUUAAAAAAUAUUAUAAUUCUUAUAAUAAUUUGUCAAAUUGAA